AUGAUGGUUAGAACAGUUCGGAAUUUGAGUACUAAGAGUGAUGGGGGCUUCUUGGCGAAUUGGAGAAGAUCUUUCUCUGUUUCUAGGCAACCUGUUAUAGAUAUGGCCUCUAAAGAUGGUGAAUUGAGGGUUUUUAUAGUUGCCGGUGAGGUUUCUGGAGACAAUAUCGGAUCUCGCCUCAUGGCUUCCCUGAAGAAGCUAUCUCCGAUGCCUAUACGCUUCGCCGGUGUUGGAGGGUUGAUGAUGUCCAACCAAGGAUUGAAAUCUCUGUUCCCCAUGGAGGAUAUUUCAGUAAUGGGGAUCUGGGAGUUGUUGCCGCAUCUGAAUAAGUUGAGAGUGAGCAGUUAG
Molecule: messenger RNA, 348 nt
Organism: Ilex paraguariensis (yerba mate)
Lineage: Eukaryota; Viridiplantae; Streptophyta; Magnoliopsida; Aquifoliales; Aquifoliaceae
Source: the annotation of a GenBank genome assembly